AUGUCCUCACCACUCUCCGCUGAAGAUGAAGACAUCUUUGAGCGUCUCCAACAGCGAGCCGACCCGAAAGUACUUGAAGAGCAGCAGCAGGCCAUCAACGAACGAGUCCAUGCUAUCUACCAAAAGGCGCAGAUGCGUCUUGGAGAGCUGAUUGACCAGAACUCAACUCUUCCAUGUGCCAUAUCAUCGGUCCAAGUGCUUAAUGCGACUCAUACACGCAGAAGGUUCCUGCAAUCUAUAUUCGACCCACUUUUAAGCGUCAAUCAAUCGCGGCCCUAUACUCUCUCUGAGGCGUUGCGAGAGAUCUCGUCUCGUGCCGACAAGCUCGGGAAAUUCGACAUCUUUCAGCAACCGAUUUCAGUGUAUAUCGACCAGUCACAAGAUGCGAACUCGCAAAAUGGAAUACCCAACAUCGAUGUCUUUUUCUCUGUUAAGGAAAAGUCCCGUGUACUCCUGAAGACAGGAACUGAUCUUGGAAACACUGAAGGCUCGGCCUAUGGAAAUCUCCUCUGGCGCAAUGUUUUUGGUGGUGCAGAAACUCUCAACCUGAAUGCUUCUAUGGGCACUAGGACGAGGUCUGCCUAUCAAGCUGCUUUCGAAACCCCCAUUCUUAGCGAUCCGGAUUUCCGCUUCGAACUUGGUGGUAUUGCGAGUUCAACGCAAAAGUCAUGGGCGAAUCAUGAAGAAGUACUGAAGGGUGGCUGGAGUAAGCUCCGCUGGCUCAGCCAAUCCGGUCAUCGCCAUGAGAUCGGAUACAAUGGCUUCUGGAGACAGAUUACUGGACUGGCUGAGAACGCCUCGCCCACGGUCCGGGCUGAUGCAGGGGACAGUGUAAAGAGCAGUAUUUUCCACAGCUGGAUCGCCGAUCGAAGAGAUAAUCCUCUCCUUCCAUCCCGUGGUUACUACGCCAAGGCCUUCAACGAAUUGGCCGGAUGGGGUCCCCUGAAGGGAGAUGUCUCGUUCUGGAAAUCGGAGGUCGAAGCCCAGGGAGCAAUUCCCAUUCCAAUUCCCGGAAUCAAAGGUGACAGCGGUAUCAGCUUCACAACCGGUUUCCGUGCGGGUCUUCUGUAUCCUUUGGGGCUGGACUCUGAUUCCCGACCUCGGCUAUCUCGCAUCAAUGACCGCUUCGUACUAGGAGGCCCGACAGACGUGCGCGGCUUCCGCCUCUGUGGACUUGGUCCUCACGAUGGAGCCGAUGCUGUAGGAGGCGAUGUGUAUGCUGCGGGAAGUGCAAAUCUACUCCUCCCUCUUCCUCGAGUCGGUGCGGACAAGCCUCUGCGGCUGCAGGCGUUUGUGAACGGUGGCCGCCUGCUACCCCUGCGCACUUUGCAGAAGGAGGCUCCCACAAACAGCGCAGAAGUGAAGGACGCCAUGGCUGCUACGAUUUCAGAGCUAGGAAAUGGACUGCCUAGUGUUGCGGCAGGCAUUGGGCUCGUGUACGCCCACCCUGUUGCGCGAUUUGAGCUGAACUUCUCGCUCCCACUGGUGUUGCGGAAGGGUGAGGAGGGCAGAAAGGGACUGCAGCUCGGAAUCGGUAUCAACUUCCUCUACUAUCCCCAGCAACAGCCCUACGGGUCGCAGGCCUCUCCGCAGAAUCUCCAGUUUUAUCCUUCAUCAUACACCUCGGUCUCAGGCCAUACGACGCCGUCGCAAGCUACCUAUGGUGGAUUUGGCGGGCCCUCAGGCUCCACUGCUCAGGCAUAUCCCGUUGGAGGGGUCGGAGGCGGAUACGGUGGCUUUGGGUCCCCUGCGGCUGGCGUGAGUGGGAGGAUGGGUGAACAGGGCGGAUUAAGGACAGGAUGGCUGGCUGCCUUUGGCACGGAGGGCUAUGAAGGGGAGCCACCGCUAUUGGAGGAGCUGGGGGUGAACUUUGAGCAUAUCAGGACCAAGACUUUGACGGUGCUCAAUCCUUUUGCUCGCAUUGAUCAGCAUCUGAUGGACGACAGCGAUCUGUACGGGGCUCUCCUUUACAUCGUGCUCUACGGGACAUUCCUCCUCCUCUCCGGCAAGGUCUUCUACGGCUACAUCUACGGUGUCGCCGUCUUCGGUACCGUCGCCCUGCACCUGAUUCUUAGUCUUAUGUCGCCCGCUCUCGAUACCGCGUCGGCGCCCAAUGCCGCAGACCCGUCUAACUAUGACCCCCAUCACAAGCCUACCAUGUCCGACGCCUCCUCCGUCGGUCAUUUCUCUGCCACCUUGACGUUUCCCCGGUCAGCCAGCGUUCUCGGUUACUGCUUCCUGCCCCUGGUUUUGACCAGUCUUGUGGGGAUUCUGAUCCCGAUGGAUACUCUAUUCGGAUACUUGUUAACGACGGCCGCGGUCGGCUGGUGCACGUAUAGUUCCUCAGGGAUGUUCUGCGCUGUGGCCCGGAUGCGUGGUAUGAGAGGCUUGGUGGCCUACCCGCUUGCCCUGUUCUAUGUCGUCUUCGGCAUCAUGGGCAUCUUCUCGUCCCGAGGCAGUGGUACUCUGGCCGCUAAAACGGGCGCCGCUUGA
Aspergillus novofumigatus IBT 16806 is the source of this 2493-nucleotide messenger RNA. It is a transcript of the gene sam50, whose product is annotated as SAM complex subunit SAM50. The record is from RefSeq and is a predicted model, not a curated record. Gene Ontology annotation, biological process: vesicle fusion with Golgi apparatus; endoplasmic reticulum to Golgi vesicle-mediated transport. Gene Ontology annotation, cellular component: trans-Golgi network; outer membrane. NCBI's taxonomy places the organism in Eukaryota, Fungi, Ascomycota, Eurotiomycetes, Eurotiales, Aspergillaceae. The transcript is spliced from 7 exons. Bases 1 to 2493 code for a protein of 830 amino acids.